Cyanidioschyzon merolae strain 10D is the source of this 792-nucleotide messenger RNA. RefSeq lists its product as hypothetical. The record is from RefSeq and is a predicted model, not a curated record. NCBI's taxonomy places the organism in Eukaryota, Rhodophyta, Bangiophyceae, Cyanidiales, Cyanidiaceae. Bases 1 to 792 code for a protein of 263 amino acids. The transcript has a single exon.
AUGAAUGACGACUCACGACGCUAUCCCAACUUUAGUGCGUACUUUCGACCAGUGCAAGACGGCGAACCGCUACCGUCUGCACCGGAGAGUUUGGCGCUGUGGGGUCAGCGCACUGUAUGGGGCCUUCUCGGUGGAGCAGCACUGGGCUUUGGCCAGGGACUUCAACGCGCACGUAUGCGAAAAGCGUACCCAAUGCCUGCGGGUCUCGUGAACUCGCCAUCGAGGCGCCUCGCCUACUUCGUGACGAGUGGCGUGGUGAGCACCAGUGCUCACCUCGGCCUCUUCGUGGCCCUCUAUAGCGCUGUCGACCUCGGUGUUCGGGAAUGGUUGCGCUCGGCGCCUGCUGAGCCUUUAGCAGACGGCUGUAUACUCUGUAACUGGACCCGAUCGGCGGGCGUUGAACAGUCCAGCGGUCUUGCUGCUGGCUCCAUAACAGGCUUUCUCUUCCGACUUCCUACCGGUUCUGCCUCGCUAGCUCUUUCUGGAGCUGCAUACGGCGCUGGCCUUGGUUUCAUAGCAGGCUCCAUUGAACGAUGGCUGCGCAAACUCGAGCACGCUGCUCGUUCAAAGUGGACAGCGCAGCAAGCAGCUGACGAGGUCGACCAUAAAGAAGUCGAGCAGGCUGGCACAGCUACAGCAUCCUCGCCGAAGUCAGGCGCUGUUGAUGCCUAUAUUCUAGCGCUCCAGCAACGGGUUCAGCCAAAUACGCAUCAGGGAUUAGAAGAAUGGAGAGCAAAUGGCGAGGUCUCUUCUGAGGAGUCGGAGAAGAAUACAUCACCCGGUAGCCCUUGA